This is a messenger RNA of Suillus clintonianus, 1211 nucleotides long. RefSeq lists its product as uncharacterized. The record is from RefSeq and is a predicted model, not a curated record. Lineage: Eukaryota; Fungi; Basidiomycota; Agaricomycetes; Boletales; Suillaceae. The coding region runs from base 1 to 1053 and encodes 350 amino acids. The transcript is spliced from 15 exons.
AUGUUGCCAUCAUUGCCAAGCGCUCGUUUAGGAUUCGGUCCCCCACCUGAGGACAUCCUUCUGAAGAUGAUAUUAGACGACGACCAAGGAACUUUUGACACCUUAGACGAGGGCCCAUUCGUCAUUGGGUACACCUGUUGCUUUGUGCUCAUGGGUAUCCUCUUGGUGCAAUGUUUCAUCUACUUCAACCGGUUCCCAAACGACCGAAUGUGGACGAAAGCGCUGGUGUCCGUGACCUUGCUGCUAGAGACCCUCAUUACAGUCUUCGUGUUCCACGGUUUUUGGAUUGGUGCUACUCAGCGCGGAUCUAAUCUAUCUAUGGUCGUCGCCACUGGCGUUGGUGGGCAACGGUUAGACCCUGACCCUCUGUGGUCAUAUGUAGCCCUGGCGCCACUUACGGGACUUGUCUCUUCCCUAACCCAUGGUUUCUUCUGCUGGAGAAUUUGGGCUGUGAGGAAUUCCAUGAUUGUCCCUGUAUUGGUUAUGAUGGUUUCGUUGGUGCAAUUUGCGAUGGUGACUUACGGGGGCGUAGUGUAUGGCUUAGUUCCUGACCUAACCGACGACCGCCCCAUGCCAUUUUACGUCCCGGUUUGGCUAGUCGGCAGCCUUGUAUGCGACUCAGUCAUCACCGUGUACAUGACGCUCAGUCUCAUACACUGCAAUGAGAAAUCGGGUUUCAAACACACAAAGUCACUGUUCAAGAAGCUUAUCAAAUUGACCAUCGAAACCGGGCUGAUAACUACGACCGCUGCGCUCAUAGAACUUGUGCUUUCCAUUGCAUUUCGAGUAACGUUGUACCACAUUGCAUUAUUUUACAUCAUCUCAAAGUUGUAUGCCAAUUGUAUGCUGGCAACCCUGAAUUCGCGGACAUCGCUAAACAAGUCGGUCGAUCGGUUCAAGACUGCUGCCAUCUACGACGAUUGGCACUCGAGUUCUCAUUCAGGAGGAACGCCCGCGAGAAAUUCUGCCAAUGUGAUACAAAUCCAUACCAAGGUUGAAACCACCAUAGAGAUGGAUCCAUAUCCGAAUCAAAAGAAUUCCAUGGAGGUAUGAGCUACCUGUACAUGUACAAAUAUAUUCCUACAAACAUAGAAUACUAGCCAGAAAGUUAUACUUUAAAGAGCGUAAAGAAUAACUAUACAAAUCAGCCUUCCCAUGGCGUCGUAACUCCUGGUCGGCUUUACCCGCGCGGGACAGCUUUGCUGUUUCGG